CCUGGGUCUGUACCAGUGGAGCGAGGCGGUGAUCCGGAGGGUGGUCCGGCUGUGGGACAUCAGAGGAGGAGAGAUGGUCCGACACCAGGUCCACGUGCUGGUGACCCCCCGCGUCGUGGAGGAGGCCCGGAGACACUUUAACUGUCCCAUCCUGGAGGGCAUGGAGCUGGAGAACCAGGGGGGAACCGGGACGGAGCUGAACCACUGGGAGAAGAGACUGCUGGAGAACGAGGCGAUGACGGGCUCCCACACUCAGAACCGGGUGUUCUCGCGCCUCACGCUGGCCCUCAUGGAGGAUAGCGGCUGGUACAGAGCCAACUACAGCCUGGCAGAGCGGCUGGACUGGGGCCGGGGGCUCGGCUGCGACUUCGUGAUGAAGAGCUGCAAGUUCUGGAUGGACCGGCAGAGACAGAGGCGCUCCUCAGUGACUCCAUACUGUGACACAGUGAGAGCUUCUCCUCUGCAGCUCACCUGCAGACAGGACCAGCUGGCUGUGGCCGUCUGUAACCUGCAGAGAUACAGUGAGGAGCUGCCACUGGAGUACCAGUACUUUGACAGCAUCCCAGACGUGCCCUCUGAUCAGCUGGCGUUGUUCGGGGGGGCGGUGGAGAUCGCAGACUUCUGUCCCUUCAGUCAGGAGUUCAGCUGGCACCUGAGUGGAGAAUAUCAGAGGAACUCGUACUGCAGGGUGUCCCUCAACCAGCCCGACUGGUGGCGGCACUACGGGGCAGAGCAGUAUGGAUCGGACUCGGUGUGUUUGUACCAGAAGUCGGCCUUUAUCAUGGAGCAGUGCACGAGGAAGAUGACGUAUCCUGACUGGGGCUCCGGCUGCUACAAGGUGCUGUGCUCUCCCUCUGGUCUCACAGUGUUUGUUCAGGAUGUGUCGUACCUCUGCCUGAGAGCUGGUCAGCUGCUCAGUGUCAGUGUGAAGCUGAAUGACUGGGUUUAUAACGGACAGUUGAUCUGCCCCACCUGCAAAGACUUCUGUGAACACUGCCCUCUCCAAGCCCCGCCCCUCAACACCUCCAGGAGCAUUCCCAUUGACCCGUGCUCCGGAGCUCCGGGGUUAGCCUUCACUCUGUGGCUCCUGAUGCUCAACCUGCUCCCCCUGGUGGCCGGACUGAGGCUCUGCACCCACAGCUGAUACAUACAUACACCGUCUCACACAGUCUCACAAACGCGACCGAAACACUGGCGGACUCGGGGCUCUUUUAUCUCCUCUUUUCAUUCCUUCUUCUAUGGAUCUUUUUACCGUAACAACGACGACAAAGAGCCGACCGCACGAUAUUUCUGCCUUUUCUAUUGGCUCGUGGUGCAGCUGGAAGCCUUUCUACCCAGAAUCCUCAGCUUUGUUUGCGCUGUUCUCUUCCAUCGAGCCGUAUCUAACAGCUGAUUGCUUUGUGACUUCACCAUAACGGUUGGUGCUCUCUUUACGAAGUGUUUCUACGAUUUAAAGACUCUUUUUCAAAUCAGACUUUUAUUCUGAAAAGCCUACUUCCUGUGAGCGAGUGUGAGGUUUUGGAGCAGCCAGAGGUUUACAUUUCUAACCAGAUAUAUGACUCUUUCCUAAGAAGCACUUCCUGUUUUUAGAGGAAGUGUAACGGUUUAUUAAUAAGAGAUGAGUUCAGAGUUUAUUGUGAAGAAGAUGGUCUGCAUGAAAGCUCAGUAAAAGUCCCUUUCCAGAGUUACUUAACGCAUCUUCUUAGGUAUCGCAUUCAAAAUGAUGCAUUCAGGGUUCAUUCAAGUAAUUAAUGUACAAAAAAACAUCACUAAUUGGAAUUAAAAUGUCUCAAAUCAUUUGUUUUUGACUAAAUAAAUACUAAUACAUUUUAAGAUGGAUUUUCUGGGUUGGUUUUUUCAGACGUGGCAAUCUAAAAUCACGUAUUGGUCGAAUAUAAUUUGUGAUCCGGAAGAACUUACACAUUAACAGCUAGAGGGGAAAGGGGGCGGGGCUACAUAAGGUGAUAAACUGCUCCUCUCACACUCGUCUCCCAACUAAAGGGUCUUUUUGACCUCUUCUAACAAUCUGUAAACUCUCAGAUCGGAUGCUUUAGUUUCCUUGAGUCUCUUUGAGUCUCCUUGAGUCUCUCUGAGUCUCUAUGAGUCUCUCUGAGUCUCUAUGAGUCUCCUUGAGUCUCUUUGAGUCUCUUUGAGUCUCCUUAAGUCUCCUUAAG
Molecule: messenger RNA, 2174 nt
Organism: Gymnodraco acuticeps
Lineage: Eukaryota; Metazoa; Chordata; Actinopteri; Perciformes; Bathydraconidae
Gene: lmln
Product: leishmanolysin-like (metallopeptidase M8 family)
Biological process (GO): proteolysis; cell adhesion
Cellular component (GO): membrane; cytoplasm
Molecular function (GO): metalloendopeptidase activity
Source: RefSeq, a predicted model, not a curated record